Molecule: messenger RNA, 5063 nt
Organism: Engraulis encrasicolus (European anchovy)
Lineage: Eukaryota; Metazoa; Chordata; Actinopteri; Clupeiformes; Engraulidae
Gene: ptger2a
Product: prostaglandin E receptor 2a (subtype EP2)
Exons: 2
Coding region: 483-1736 (417 amino acids)
Biological process (GO): positive regulation of cytosolic calcium ion concentration; adenylate cyclase-activating G protein-coupled receptor signaling pathway; inflammatory response
Cellular component (GO): plasma membrane
Molecular function (GO): prostaglandin E receptor activity
Source: RefSeq, a predicted model, not a curated record
UCUGUCUGCUGCUCGAUUUGAAAUCUGAAGACUAGCGGGCGUGUCGACCGGUCCAUGUCGUGACGUUGCUGCAUCAUUCCUCGUUGCCCUCCAGCAGCUCAUUCACAGCACGCCUGGUCCACGCGUCCAUCCACCCUCUGCGAUUCCUCAAGACGCGGGAGAGACAUUAGGCUCGUGCGCACUUAAUCCUGGACGCGGCUCGUGUUCUUUAUAGCGUGGAGUUGUCCCAAGACCUGGAACUAUAUAGCAGGAGCGCACACAAUGCCAGACCAUGUGCUCUGAAGUAAGACGUUUUUCUGUCGCAAAGUUAGCCAAAGUCAACUCAGCCAGCCAGCACAAAGGGAGUCUAGAAGUGCUCAGUUCAGUGCUCUUUUUGCCACACCACCAGAGGAUUUGAAAUGACAGAAGCGCCGUGACUGAAUUCCCCAUUCUGAAGACACACAAGACAAACGCACAACUUAACCGGACACGGACAGAUCCAUAUGGACGGGGAGAAUGCCACCCCCGGACACGUACAGAUCCAGGACGGGGAGAAUGACACCUGUCACAGGAGACACGACGUGGAGCCCGGCAGCCCGCUCAUCAGCGCGGUCAUGUUCGCCGCGGGAGUCCUCGGCAACGUCGUAGCCCUGGUGCUCCUGGAGGUCCGGCGGAGGAAGGAGAAGAGCAGGCAGCGGCUCUCGCUGUUCCGCCUGCUGGUGACCACGCUGGUCAUCACGGACCUCGCCGGGACAUGCCUGGUCAGCCCUCUGGUGCUGACCUCCUACUCCAUGAACACCUCCAUGAUUGGCAUGGGCGACAACAGCGUCGUCUGUAACUAUUUCGGCUUCACCAUGACUUUUUUCAGCUUGGCAACUCUAUCCAUACUGUUGGCGAUGGCUCUGGAGAGGUGCCUUUCCAUCGGCUAUCCUUACCUGUACGGGCGGUACAUCAGCAAGCGUUGUGGGUACCUCACGCUGCCUGUAAUAUACCUGCUGUGCUUUCUGUUUUGCCUAAUGCCUUUUUUUGGCUUCGGGAAGUACGUCCAGUACUGUCCCGGGACCUGGUGCUUUAUUGACAUGAAUCCGCGGGGCGUGGAGGACCGCGUGUACUCGGAGGUCUACGCGACCGUCAUGCUCGUGAUUGUAGUGACUAUAGUGGCCUGCAACGGCUUUGUGGUCUACCACUUGGUGUUGAUGUACCGGCGGAGAAGCCGAAUGAACGGUGGGUCCAUUACCACGCGGAGCAAAAAGGACCGGCGGUACUUCUCCAUGGCUGAGGAGUUCGAGCAUCUCAGCCUCUUGGUGUUCAUGACGGUCAUAUUCGUCAUCUGUUCACUUCCGUUGAUGAUCCGUGUGUACAUCAACUCCACGUAUAAGGACGACCAGAGCAAGGAGCACCACAAGACGGACCUGGUGGCCCUGCGUUUCCUGUCCAUCAACUCCAUCAUCGACCCCUGGGUCUUCAUCAUCCUCAGCCCCUCCGUCCUGCGCUUCCUCUGGGGGGCCAUGUGCAAGAGCCCGGUGCUGCGUUCGCCGCGAGAGUCCCUCUUCUUCCGGAGCUCGCUUGCUCGGAACUCGCUGGGUGGUGGUGGCGGUGGCGGUGGCACGGGUGGUGGUAGUGUCAAGAGCUUGCAGAGCAGCGCCCGGUUGGAGCCUUUGUGCCAGGGCAGUACUGUCAUCCCAGACAUUGCCUGCACCACCACCCUCACCACCACCAACAACACCACCGGCACCACCACUACACACAUGGUGUAACGGGCAGAGGGUAUGCUUCCUACAGCUCGCUGGCAUGGAAGUCGCUCAGCACGGGCAUUUUCUGUGGCACGGGUUGUUGUGGUGGUGCGGCACAGGGGUGGCAGUGACCAAGGAUCGACCGUAGCCUACAGAAUGCCCGGUUGGAGCUUUUGUGCAAUCAGGGCAUUGCCGUCAUUACCUGACAUCGCCUGCACCACCACCACCACCACUACCACCAUCACUACGACGACUGCAGACAUCGCUGGGCACUGGCAUUGUCUAUGGCACGGGUUGUGAUGGCAGCACGGGGGUGGCAGUGACCAAGGACCGUAGCCUACAGAAUGCCCGCCUGGGUGCUGUAUAAGAGAAGUCCCAUUACAGACAUCAUCCUCACCACUGACAUCAACAGCACCAGCACCAGCACCACCACCACUACCAUUACUACACAAAAUGGUGUGAUGGCCUAUGGCUGGGCAGUGGGCACAGACUGGGGGCAUGGAUGUAAAGGUUUGGGCUGGCCUAUGGGCACAUAUGGGGCAUUGGCAUGGACUCAUCCAUCCGAUCACAUCCCAUGCACCACCACCCGACAACCACACAACACACAUGGUGGCACAGGGAGUGCCAGGUAUGAUGUGGUGAAAUGAGGACAGAGGGUCUGUAGGUAGAGCAGAUAGAGUAGAUAGAGCGCUACUAGUAUCCCUCAAAAUCAACCGGUGCUCAUGGAGGGUGCAACGCUCAACAAAAUGGGAGGAAAAAUCCGUGGUGCAGGCACUUCAGUUGGUUGAAAAAGUCCAAAACAAUCUUUAUCUUGGUGGGCUUGUACAUUUAAAAUCACCAACGCGUUUCAUCAGCGUGUGUCAUCACAGGGUCUGCCAUGCCAUGCCAUGGGCUGUGCUGCUAGACCGGACUGGACUCAUGCACUCAGAACUGAGACAUGUGGUGUGUUCCAUUAUUCACCCUCUGUACUGUGUACCUUGUUUGAGUGCAGUGAAGUACCCUUUCCACCCUCCGCGAUUCACGAGGCGAGUACAUUCCGAUUCCCGUUCUGUCUGAUACACUUAACGGAAAUGACGGUUGGUCACGUGUCAUCCGAGUUUACCAACCGCCAAUAUGCAAUUCAUCACGGAAGGCACUGUUCAUUAUGCUGACACUUUUUAAAGUUACCCCUGCCUCUGAUACACAUGGCGAUUGUCUUUGGAAUCAAAACUAUGCUGUUAUCACAGAGAUUCAGCUGUUUGACAAAUCUGACACAAACAUGGCGGCCGUUGAGUGCGAAAAGUGUACAGUAACUCCACACUCCACAGGGCGGGUAGGGGGAAGAGGGAAGGACCAUGGUGUGAUUGCACGAGACUGGGGUGGCAUAGGCACACACAGGGUUUUGGCAUGGACUGGCAAAUCUCCAGUGGCUAUCCUACAAUGACUGGUGAUGACAAACAGAAGCUUGCUGUUUGUUUGAACAGUUGAACAGUUCACAGUCCAGUUCACAACAGAAAACUGACACGUUUGGCUAUGGGCUAUGCACGUACGGUAGCCUCCAGACUAUCUCGCUUGUGAGUGUAGAGGUUGUGCCAAGCACACAGGAACAUGGUGUGAUAGUACAGGCUUUGCCAAAACCUCUGCCAAAAACAUGUGAAUGUAGCCGGAGCCCUAGUGGUUAAAGACAUGGGCUUUAGAUCAGAGUGUUGCCGGUUCAAAUCCCACCCUUUCACUUCCACACUCCAUGACUGAGGUGCCCUUUAUAGCAAGGCACCUAACCCCAAUACUCUGUAACUAAAUACCAUUGUAGAAUAACUGUAAGUUGCUUUGGGAAAAAAGCGUCAGCUAAGUCUUAUGUAAUGUGAUGUUAUGUAAUGGAUGCUCUCUGAUGUUGUGGAGUGCCUCUGCUGCUUCUGACACCGUCUCUCUCUAGACAUCCUGGAUGUACCUUAGAACAGUGUUUCUCAACUGGUGGGUCGCGACCCAAAAGUGGGUGGUGGAGGGGUCAAGGGUGGGUCGCGGAGCCUUGGUGUAAAAAAAACGUAAUUAAAAAAAAAGGAGCCUUUUCCUGCAACAAUUUACAACUUUUAUUUUGAUAGGCUAGUGAACUCUGUGUCAUCUGUCGUCAUAGAUACAAUCUGAAUGUUUAUGCAAGAUCGAGUCUUGGUUACAUUUUGAGAAUUGCAUUGAAUUGACUUGAACGCUAAAAAUUUUUUGUCGCGACCGAAUGAGAGUGGAAAAUGAUGGGUCCCAAGACUGUUCCAGUUGAGAACCACUGCCUUAGAAGGCAGGCCUGGUGCAUUGGUGGGAAUGGGUAUGUGAUGUGUAGAUAAGCUGUAAGUAUGAUGCGUAAGUGUGAAUGACCUAAAAGACGUACAAGUAAAGCUGGUAAACAGUGUGCUGCUGUUGACGUGGUUUUUUUUCCACUGCAGUGAGUUUUGAGAAGGCAACAGUCAUUCAGCCGCUUUGGAGUUCUUUGGAACUCACUCAUAGAAAUAUAACAGUUACACAUACCGUAAUAAACAUCCUACAUGUGGAACUCUCUAAACUCCCAACGUUGCCAGAUGUAUGACGUUCAUUAUGUCUAACUGUUAUAGUGAAACUUCUUUUCUUUUACUUCAGACAUACAUGUUAAUGUUUUUAUCUUUUACCUGACAUGUUUUGAUGGAAAAUAUAAAAGUUGAAAGAUGAAAGUUAAAAGAUGAAACUUUUAUUCGUCUGAAGAAAACAGAAGAAGAAAAGAAAAACCUAAGUUUUACUCCAACGUUGCCGUGUCAUUCCUCUUCGCACCACAGUAUGCUGCUGUUAUCUUUUGUUAUUAUCAGUUUAUUUUUAUAUUUUUUGUGUGAGGAGGGCACAUCUGUCUGUCUGUUUUAUGUUUGUUUGUUUGCAGUGUUGUUUAAAGUGGAAGUAAGAUUACUCUUACAGAUGUAAUUGGAGCACAAGUUAAAACCAUGUGAUAUCAUAAACUAGUAAGACAAAGGAAAUGCGUACUCCGCACUUCUAAAGUAACAAUCCGGUGCAACCAGAGCAGGACCAAAUCACAAACAAAAAGGAAGAAAAAUCUGGUGCCACACAGAUGUCUAUUUCCUGUAGUUUAUUUUAUCAGUGCAAUCAGACUAACAUUUCAACAUGCGUCUUCAUCAGAGUCUGAUGAAGAAGUCUGAAGUCUGAAGAAGUCUGAUUACUUGUGCUUCUACUUCAUACCACUCUGUGUGUUUGUUUGUUUAUUUGUUUGUUUUGUUGUUGUUUGGCUGUGGGCUCCGGUGGUCCCCUGAGGGCUCCUCUCUUGGCCUGAUGUUCCAGCUAACUCCAGGCGGCGCAGGCAGGGAAAACAAGAAUGCAAACACACACACACACACACACACACAC